GACAGUAAAGUCAUGAGGAUGUGACAGAAAUAAAUCAGACAACACAAACCCUCAGGAAAAGACGGAGAAUGAUGAGUGUUUUCUGUUUUAAUUUUUUUUUUUUAAAUCGGAUUCACAGUGAAAGGAGUACGCUCCAACAUGGAUGUGUCUGAGGAGAGAGAGGACGGGGUCUCUGCCUCUGAAGUCACUCUGUCUGAGCAACAUGACAGUCAGACCAGAGAUAAGAGCCCAGUGAAGCAGAAGAGACCACCAGACAAACAUGUUCCCAGCUGUGUGUCCAUGAAGAGUGGCCGGUCUAAAAGUGAACCUAUCGAGUUCAAGGAUGGAGACCAUUCUGAUAAUCAAAUUCAAGUUCUGCAGGAGAGACCAGACUCACCUGGACCCAACCGUUUGUCCAUCAAGAGCGUCCAGUCUAUAGGUGAACCUAUUGAGUUCAAGAAUGGGCCGAUUGUUGAGCCAAGAGCUCACCGGAAGAGGUCAGAGGUUCUCAGUACUCGUCCUGCCCAGAAGCAUCGGCAGAACCUGGACUCCAUUUUCAUGGAUCUUGAAGAGAACAUUGUGACUUUUGUGAAGAACGAGCUGAAGAAGUUCAAGAAAGUUCUAGAAAGUUCAGAAUGCUUAGAGGGGCUGAAUGAAGACGAUGAAGUCAUGGAAAGUGAAGAAGAAGAAGAGCAGAGAAAAAGCAACGGAGACGCAUUUAUGAAGCUCACACUGAACUUCCUGAGGAACAUGAAGCAGGAGCAGUUGGCUGACUCCCUGCAAAGCAAAACUCUUGCUGCAAUUUGCCAACGUAAACUAAAGUCUAGAAUGAAGAACACGUUUCAGAGUUUGUUUGAGGGGAUUGCCAGAGCAGGAAACCCAACACUUCUAAGUCGGAUCUACACGGAACUCUACGUCAAAGAGGAACAGAGUGGAGAGGCCAAUGAACAACAUGAGGUCAGACAGAUAGAAGCAGCAUCCCAAAAGCCGACAAGUUCAGAAACAACAAUCAGAAGUGAGGAUAUAUUUAAACCGAUACUUGGACGAGAUGAACCAGUCAGAACUCUGGUGACAAAGGGAGUGGCUGGCAUUGGGAAAACAGUCUUAACACAGAAGUACAUCCUGGACUGGGCUGAAGACAAAGCCAACCACAGUAUACAGUUUAUCUUUCCAUUCACUUUCCGAGAGCUCAAUUUGCUGAAAGCAAAAAAGUACAGCUUGGUGGAACUUCUUCAUCAUGUCUUUACCGAAACCAAAGAAGCAGGAAUCUGCAGGUUUGAAAAGUUCCAGGUUGUGUUCAUCUUCGACGGUCUGGACGAGUGUCGACUUCCUCUUGACUUCCACAAGAAUGAGAUCCUGACUGAUGUUACAGAGUCAACUUCAGUCGACGUGCUGCUGACAAACCUCAUUGGAGGUAAACUGCUUCCGUCUGCUCGCCUCUGGAUAACUACACGACCUGCAGCAGCCAGUCAGAUCCCUCCUGAGUGUGUUGACAUGGUGACAGAGGUGAGAGGGUUCAGUGACCCGCAGAAGGAGGAGUACUUCAGGAAGAGAUACAGCGAUGAAGAGCAGGCCAAAAGAAUCAUCUCCCACAUCGAGGCAUCACGAAGCCUCCACAUCAUGUGCCACAUCCCAGUCUUCUGCUGGAUCACUGCGACAGUUCUGGACCAGGUGUUGAAAACCACUGAGAGAGCAGAGCUGCCCAAGACCCUAACUGAGAUGUACAUCCACUUCCUGGUGGUUCAGACCAAACAGGGGAAUGUAAAGUAUCACAGCAGUGCAGCGACAGAUCCAGUCUGGUACACAGAGACCAACAAGAUCAUUCUCACUCUCGGAAAACUGGCUUUUGAGCAGCUGGAGAAAGGAAAUCUGAUCUUCUAUGAAGCAGACCUGAAAGAGCGUGGCAUUGACAUAAAAUCUGCCUCCGUCUACUCAGGACUAUUCACAGAGAUCUUCAAAGAUGCGCAUGGGCUGAACAAGGACAAGGUAUUCUGCUUUGUCCAUCUGAGCGUUCAAGAGUUUCUGGCUGCACUCUAUGUCUAUGUGACGUUCAUCAACACCGGCGUUAAUAAACUGAGAAGAAGAAGAGGGAGAUCAAACUUUAAACACCUCUACCAAAGUGCAGUAGACAAGGCUUUAGCGAGUCCAAAUGGACACCUGGACUUGUUUGCCCGCUUCCUCCUGGGCCUUUCUCUGGAGACCAAUCAGACUCUCCUACGAGGCCUACUGAAAACGACAGGAAGUAAACAAGAGGUCAAAGAGAUGCUAGUGCAGUACAUCAAGAAGAAGAUUAGGGACAAUCCUUCUCCAGAGAAGAGCAUCAAUCUGUUCCACUGUCUGAAUGAGCUGAAUGACCAUUCUCUAGAGAAGGAGAUCCAACAGUACCUGAGUUCAGGAAGUUCCUUUGGAAACCAACUCUCUCCUUCUCAGUGGUCAGCGCUUGUCUUCAUCUUACUGUCAUCUCAAAAAGAUCUAGACGUGUUUGACCUAAGGAAAUUCUUUGCUUCCGAGGAGGGUUUUCUGAGGCUGCUGCCAGUGGUCAAAGCAUCCAAAACAGCUCUAUUAAGUGGCUGUAACCUCUCAUCUAAAAGCGCUGAAGCUCUGGCCUCAGUUCUCACCUCCAAGAACUCUCUGAGAGAGCUGGACCUGAGUAACAAUGACCUGCAGGAUAUAGGAGUGAAGGUGCUCUCAUGUGGACUUAGAAGUCUACACUGUAAACUGGAAAGCCUCUGCCUGUCAGGCUGUCUGGUCACAGAGAAAGGCUGUGCUGAUUUGACUUCAGCUCUGAAGUGCAACCCCUCCCAUCUGAGAGAGCUGGACCUGAGCUUCAACCAUCCAGGAGACUCAGGAGUGACGCUGCUGUGUGAUGGACUAGAUGACCCACACUGGAAACUGGAAACUCUCAAGAUUGAUCAUUGUGGAAAGCAUCGACUAAACUCAUCACCCUUCAGGUAUUUCUGUGAGCUUUCACUGGACCCAGACACAGCACACAGAAACCUCUCAGUGUCUGACGACAACAGACAAGUGACGGUGGUGAAGGAGAAGCAGCCAUAUCCUGAUCAUCCGGAGAGAUUUGACAGCUGGAAACAGCUGUUGUGUAGUAAGGGUCUGAAUGAGCGCUGUUACUGGGAGGUCCGGUGUAAAGGAAUGGUUCAUGUAGGAGUGACAUACAGAGGAAUCAACAGGAGAGGAGACAGUGAUGUCUGCUGUAUUGGAUGGAACGAUCAGUCCUGGAGUCUGCUUUGCACCGCUAAGAGUUGCACUGCUUGGCACAAUAACACACCAACAAACAUAGCUACACUCCUGCCCUCUGACUCCUACAGAAUAGCAGUGUAUCUGGACUGGCCUGCUGGCACUGUGUCCUUCUACUUUCUCCCCUCCAUCGUCUCUUCGAUCAAACAGAUCCACCUCCACACUUUCCACUCCACAUUCACUGAACCCCUCUACCCUGCGUUUGGGUUUGGACAAAUGCACGAGUUAGGGACUGACUCAAGAUUUUUACCAUCAUCAGUUUAUCUGUCACAGUUUGAAGAAUGAAUGUUGCCUCCUGUGUAGAACAGGGGUUCCUAAACUGGGGGCGCUUAAGACGUUAAGAAGUAGAAAUAGUGACUGUUAGAGCAAGUGAUGGACAGAGAGCUUAAAUAAAUACUGAAUCUUAUCAGCUCUCAACACAGAUGAGACCAACAGACAGGAGCCACUUAAAACAACUGAAAUCAGACUGCAGCCCUGUUUACACGUACAUGGUUAUUUUGAAAAACUGAGACAUUUCCCUUUGUUUGUGCCCUUCGUUUACACGCAA
Sander lucioperca (pikeperch) is the source of this 3778-nucleotide messenger RNA. Its product is annotated as NACHT, LRR and PYD domains-containing protein 3-like. The transcript has 11 exons. NCBI's taxonomy places the organism in Eukaryota, Metazoa, Chordata, Actinopteri, Perciformes, Percidae. Gene Ontology annotation, molecular function: protein binding. The coding region runs from base 139 to 3516 and encodes 1125 amino acids. The record is from RefSeq and is a predicted model, not a curated record.